Staurois parvus is the source of this 264-nucleotide messenger RNA. Lineage: Eukaryota; Metazoa; Chordata; Amphibia; Anura; Ranidae. The record is from the annotation of a GenBank genome assembly.
UCUGAUUAGGGGUUUGUUAGCUGCUAAUUAGAGCUAUUAUUUUGUUCAGCAGAGCUGUACACAGAAUACAUGUAUGGAGGGAAGGGGCAGACUGACAACUCAUGGGUCCCCUGGGCAAUAGGGGAUCAUGGGGCCCCUUUGUCCUUGGCCAAACUCAAAAAAGCCUAUGAAAAAGGUACCAGGGGCAUCUCAUGGGGCCCCAUACUGACCCCGGGCCCUCGGGCAGUGCCCGAGUUUCCAAAUGGUCAGUCCGCCCCUGAUGGA